UCACUUUUCAACUCAAUUUAUUUGUUUUCAUUUCUCUUUCUAAACAGAUUAACAUAAAGUAAAUUGUUUAAACUUAAUUAAUCCGUUUAGAAUGCGAUUAACUGGCUCUUUAUCUAAGUGGAAAGGAGCCUUUAUUGGUUAUAUUCCGAAGUAUCCUGGAUCUUUGACCUCAGGGAAAACGCGAUGGGUUCCGCCAGUUCGAACAGGUCAUAAAGUUGAUUUUUUCUAUGAAUUAUCAGACACCCAAAGAGCAAUGAAUGUCUUAGCCAAACCUUACAUAACAAAGGACCAAGAAACGGCCUAUUUGCAGCAUGUCGGUAAAGCGAAACCUGAUUAUUGGGACGAUUUCAUGUGGAAAACACAUGUAGUGCCACCGAAACAUCGAUAUGCAGCUCAUUUCAUCGCUAGUUUGGAUCGAACGGCUAAAUUUGAAGAUGAAGAUUGAUGAUUAGAGUUAAAUCAGUGAAUCUGUUAUUAGAUAACAAUCAACAUCCCAGUGCGAGUUGAUUAUUAUUAUUGUUGUGAUGAAAAAACUUCCGCUCAUUCAAAUUGUUUAUUAUUAUUGAUUUAUAUUAAUGUUUAAUUUAUUAAUUUAAAUUGAUUAUCAUAACAAUUGAUAUUAUCAAGUAACAA
Molecule: messenger RNA, 633 nt
Organism: Panonychus citri (citrus red mite)
Lineage: Eukaryota; Metazoa; Arthropoda; Arachnida; Trombidiformes; Tetranychidae
Exons: 3
Coding region: 92-445 (117 amino acids)
Cellular component (GO): mitochondrial ribosome
Source: RefSeq, a predicted model, not a curated record